This is a messenger RNA of Aspergillus wentii DTO 134E9, 1206 nucleotides long. RefSeq names its product TauD/TfdA family dioxygenase. Bases 1 to 1206 code for a protein of 401 amino acids. Gene Ontology annotation, molecular function: oxidoreductase activity. The record is from RefSeq and is a predicted model, not a curated record. The transcript has 4 exons. Lineage: Eukaryota; Fungi; Ascomycota; Eurotiomycetes; Eurotiales; Aspergillaceae.
AUGGCCGCCACUGCUGGUCCAAUCGGCCAGCCAGACAUCGCCUACGCUCCCCGACUCGACAACUACCAGGCCCGAACAGCCCGUCGGAUCCAGACUGAAACGCUGCCACAAACGCUGCCAGAGGGAUUCCCGGACAAGUUGGACUCGGAUCUGGUGUGGGAUGGAAAUACGCUCGGCGAGUCUUAUGACUGGAAUUACCACCUAACAGCCGCGGACCUUGCGGAGGUUGACGCAGCCUUGAAGCACUUUCAGUCGCUGAACAAACCACUGGCGGAAAUCAACCAGGAGACCUUCCCCCUGCCGACCCUCCAUGCCACGCUACGAGGAAUCUCCCACGAGAUCCACAACGGCCAUGGCUUCAAGGUUGUGCGUGGCAUCCCGGUAGAUAAAUAUACACGCGAGCAAAACGUGAUCAUCUACACCGGUGUCUCAUCUCAUGUCGCGCCCAUCCGAGGCCGACAGGAUAAUACCUGGCAGGGCAAGCCGGCCGAUGUGAUCCUCGCCCACAUCAAAGACCUGAGUCGCAAGGUGGACGCAAAGCAUAUCGGGGCGCCUGUGUAUACGGCCGAAAAGCAGGUAUUUCACACCGACUCGGGGGAUGUGAUUGGGCUGUUUGCGUUGAGUGAGUCUGCAGAAGGGGGUGAGAGUUAUCUUGCUAGUGCUGGGAAGGUCUACAAUGAGCUUGCAGAGACAAGACCGGAUCUGAUUCAUACUCUGGCGGAGGACUGGGCGUUUGACGAAUUCAGCAAAGAAGGAGAUGCAUACCUCUCCCGCCCUCUCCUCUACCACUCCCCCGCAACAGACACCAGCCCAGCCCGCUUCAUCAUCCAAUAUGCCCGUCGCAACUUCACCGGCUACUGGGGCUAUCCGCGCUCCCCCAACAUUCCCCCCAUCACCGAAGCCCAAGCCGAAGCCCUGGACGCCCUGCACUUUCUCUCCGAGAAAUACGCCGUCGCGCUGGACUUUCACAAAGGCGAUAUCCAGUACGCGAAUAAUCUCAGCAUCUUUCAUGCGCGGGGGGCGUUUAGUGAUACGGAAGAGAAGCAACGCCAUCUUCUACGUCUUUGGCUUCGGGACCCUGAGUUUGAGUGGGAGAAGCAUCCGGCUUUGAAGGGAAGGUUUGAUCGUGUGUAUGCUGGGUUGGAGGUGGAAAAGUCGAUAUUUCCGCUUGAGGCUACGAUUCGAGGGCUGGAAGUAGGGACUUAG